Molecule: messenger RNA, 522 nt
Organism: Penicillium daleae
Lineage: Eukaryota; Fungi; Ascomycota; Eurotiomycetes; Eurotiales; Aspergillaceae
Product: Metallo-hydrolase/oxidoreductase
Exons: 2
Coding region: 319-522 (67 amino acids)
Source: RefSeq, a predicted model, not a curated record
AUGGGGAAGAAUAUAUUCCAGUUUAUGACAUCUCUUGCAAUGACACAAUUCAUCGGUGUAGUCGACUUUGGGGCAAAUUACGUGGAAUAGACAUUCACCACAAGACCAACUGCCUGUCAGGUUGAGGCCCCUGCACGAUGUGAACGGCUCUGUGACCAGUCGCUACCAAAGCUGAAAAACCGGUGGACCGCAUUUUAUGACCCGGAUUCUGUUGGCGCGUUAAAACCCGUAGUCCAGAGCCGUUCCACAUCCAGGUUCCGAUCCAACGCGGGCAGGAAUCCUCGAUCAGGGCAGGUCAUCGCCGUGCUAACGGAGGGUAUGAAACUCCCCGGAAAACGGGGCGGCAUGACCGUCCCCGAAAUAGGACGGGCCAUAUAUGGUGAGGUACCUGGGGAAAUCAUCGAGAAUGCAAUCGUGCCGUUCCUGUCGCAGGUCUUAUGGAAACUGGCCGAGGACCGCAAAGUCGGCUUUGAGCCAGGCGAGACGAAUAAACGGCGGUGGUUUGAAUUGGUAGCACAGUAA